This is a messenger RNA of Phacochoerus africanus (Common warthog), 4615 nucleotides long. RefSeq names its product carnitine palmitoyltransferase 1A (gene CPT1A). Lineage: Eukaryota; Metazoa; Chordata; Mammalia; Artiodactyla; Suidae. Gene Ontology annotation, biological process: carnitine metabolic process; fatty acid metabolic process. Gene Ontology annotation, cellular component: mitochondrion. The coding region runs from base 178 to 2496 and encodes 772 amino acids. The transcript is spliced from 19 exons. The record is from RefSeq and is a predicted model, not a curated record. Gene Ontology annotation, molecular function: carnitine O-palmitoyltransferase activity.
CGCUGCCGGCGUCGGGUGCACUCGGCCUCGCCCGCAGCCCUCCCGCCCCAGGCGCCCGCUCGCUGCUCGCUCAGUCCGCAGCUGCCGUCGCCGCCGCUGCCGCUUCUGCUGCCGCCGCCGCCGCCGCCGCCGCCGCCGCCGCCGCACCUCCGUCCGUCGACUCGGCUACUGCUCACCAUGGCAGAGGCUCACCAAGCCGUGGCCUUUCAGUUCACGGUCACUCCAGAUGGGAUCGACCUUCAAAUGAGCCAUGAGGCCCUCAAGCAGAUCUAUCUGUCUGGACUUCAUUCCUGGAAGAAGAAGUUCAUCAGAUUCAAGAAUGGCAUCAUCACGGGCGUGUUCCCGGCCAGUCCCUCCAGUUGGCUCAUCGUGGUCGUGGGCGUCAUGUCGACAAUGUAUGCCAAGAUCGACCCCUCGCUGGGGAUAAUCGCCAAGAUCAACCGGACCCUCGACGCCACCGGCUACCUGUCCAGCCGGACGCAGAAUGUGGUCAGUGGCGUCCUGUUCGGCACCGGCCUGUGGGUGGCCCUCAUCGUCACCAUGCGGUACUCCCUGAAGGUGCUGCUCUCCUACCACGGCUGGAUGUUCGCCGAGCACAGCAAGAUGAGCCGCGCCACCAAGAUCUGGAUGAUGAUGGUGAGGCUCUUUUCGGGCCGCAGACCCAUGCUGUACAGCUUCCAGACGUCUCUGCCGCGCCUGCCCGUCCCGGCCGUCCGGGACACGGUCAGCAGGUACCUGGAAUCUGUGAAGCCCCUGAUGAAGGAAGCAGACUUUAAACGGAUGACGGCUCUGGCACAAGAUUUCGCCGUCAGUCUCGGACCGAGACUGCAGUGGUAUUUGAAGUUAAAGUCCUGGUGGGCUGCAAAUUACGUGAGCGACUGGUGGGAAGAGUACAUCUACCUCCGAGGACGAGGACCCCUGAUGGUGAACAGCAACUACUACGCCAUGGAUCUGCUGUACAUCACCCCAACCCACGUUCAGGCGGCAAGGGCGGGCAAUGGGAUCCACGCCAUCCUGCUUUACAGACGAAAACUGGACCGAGAGGAAAUCAAACCGAUUCUCCUGGGAUCCACGGUGCCCCUCUGCUCCGCCCAGUGGGAGCGGAUGUUUAACACUUCCCGGAUUCCGGGGGAGGAAACAGACACCAUCCAGCACCUCCGGGACAGCAAGCACAUCGUCGUGUUCCACAGAGGCCGCUACUUCAAGGUCUGGCUCUAUUACGACGGCAGGCUGCUGAAGCCCCGGGAGAUCGAGCAGCAGAUGCAGAGGAUCCUGGAUGACCCGUCGGAGCCUCAGCCUGGGGAGGCAAAGCUGGCCGCCCUCACGGCAGGGGACAGGGUGCCCUGGGCCAGGUGUCGCCAAGCCUAUUUUGGACAUGGGAAGAAUAAGCAGUCCCUUGAUGCGGUGGAGAAGGCAGCUUUCUUCGUGACAUUAGACGAAACGGAGCAAGGGUAUAGGAAGGAGGACCCAGACAGGUCGAUGGACAGCUACGCCAAGUCCCUGCUGCAUGGCCAGUGCUUUGACAGGUGGUUUGACAAAUCCCUCACGUUUAUCAUCUUCAAAAACGGCAAGAUGGGCAUGAACGCCGAGCACUCCUGGGCCGACGCCCCCAUCGUCGCUCACCUUUGGGAGUAUGUCAUAUCCAUCGACAGCUUUCAGCUGGGUUAUGAAGAGGACGGCCACUGUAAAGGGGACACCAACCCCAACAUUCCAUACCCCACCCGGCUGCAGUGGGACAUCCCGGAGGAGUGUCAGGAGGUAAUAGAGACUUCCCUGAGCUGCGCCAACCUUUUGGCCGACGACGUGGAUUUCUAUUCCUUUCCAUUCACCACUUUCGGUAAAGGGCUGAUCAAGAAAUGCAGAACCAGCCCAGACGCCUUUGUGCAGCUCGCCCUCCAGCUGGCUCAUUACAAGGACAUGGGGAAAUUUUCCCUCACCUACGAGGCCUCCAUGACCCGGCUCUUCCGAGAGGGCAGGACGGAGACCGUGCGUUCCUGCACCACCGAGUCGUGCAGCUUCGUGCUGGCCAUGGUGGACCCCACCCAGACGGUGGAACAGAAGCUCAAGUUAUUCAAGAUAGCGGCCGAAAAGCACCAGCAUCUGUACCGCCUGGCGAUGACAGGCUCCGGCGUGGACCGCCACCUGUUCUGCCUCUACGUGGUGUCCAAAUACCUCGCCGUCGACUCCCCCUUCCUGAAGGAGGUCCUGUCUGAGCCGUGGCGAUUAUCCACCAGCCAGACCCCUCGGCAGCAGGUGGAGCUGUUUGAUUUGGAGAAGAAUCCUGAGUUUGUGUCGAGCGGAGGGGGCUUCGGACCGGUUGCUGACGAUGGUUAUGGAGUGUCGUACAUUAUUGUGGGGGACCACCUCAUCAGCUUCCACAUAUCUUCCAAGUUCUCCUGCCCCGAGACGGACUCUCAUCGCUUCGGGAAACACCUGAAACAGGCAAUGACUGAUAUCAUCGGUUUGUUCAGCUUCUGCCCCAACUCCAAAAAGUAAAGAGAAACCAAAGCAGCCAACCCUUGGCGCUGCCGCGAAGGACGACGAGGGGUCUUCCGAUUAAAACCCACAUGAAAAACAGCUAUGAAUCCUGACUAGCGAUCAGGACGAAAAACUGCUCUCAAACACUGAGACGUUUUCCUUCCAUCGAGGCUUUGGUGGUUUUGCGUUUCUAGAACAGCAGCCUCCAGCCUGUGAAGUAUAACCCUACUCCUUCCAAGGAGGUGCUCACCCGGCGGCGGCGGCCGGGGUGGGGGGGGGGCACCGGAUAAAAUUCCCCUGAAGUCCGCACGCUGACCCGUGUCUAGGAAGGGAUGAACUUGCCGUGGAGUGAAUGACGUGAAUGACGGAACGAGUGGGGUUGUGACUUCACACACGCUCGGCGGCCGCCCCUCGGGUACUGAGUCCUUGGCCUUUGAUUUCAUCAGAGCAAUGGAGACAUUUGUUUCAUUCAGAGAAAAGCCACCGUUUAGGUCGGAGGUGUUAACAGUUAAUAGCUGACUGCACAUGUAACGCACUAACGGGGACACGCUGUGCUUUGGGGACCAGUUCUGUCCCUGCGGUGACUCUGUCACGGUCGAGUUGAGUUGUCUGCAUUUGUCCCAUCUUUAGUUUUCCUGACCCUGCAAGUCUUCAAAAGCCAGUGCCUUAAACACAGGGAUCCUACAUGUAAGAGAGACCACCGAGAGAUCCAUUGUGGAAAGUCUUUGGGGGCAGUGGUGGUGUCAGCGUAGCAAGUGGACAAGCCUGAGUGACCAUUUGCCUGCUGUGUCCCCUUAUCCCAGAAGGACCAGUGCCCUUACGAAGGUGGCCGCACUGCACUCCCCCAUCAAACUGCCUUCCUUAGGCUUCAUCAUUAAGCCGCAAGAGAAGACACGGGCGUGGCUCAGAAAUGGGGAGCAGGGGAUGUAACGUCACGUAUUUUGUAUCUGGCGCACUCGCUGAAAAAUAAAACGUCCUAGGUGCCUCAGGAUCCCUGCUUACCCAAACUGACAACAAGGAGAGCAUGGCAUUUGCCACUGAGAAAGGAGCAAAACUUGAGAAAAGGGGACCUCGAGUUGGUCAGGGUUGGGCUGCGCCAGGGCGGGCUUCGCAUCCCACCUGGUGAGAGAGGAGACCCGCUCCCAUUUCCUGGGAGACAGAGGGAGAUGGGCCUUCUCGGUGACCUCCUAGCAUGUCACGGGUCAUGGGUGCUGGGUUUAACAGAGCCCACCCUUCCAAUGGGAGUGCCUUUAUCAAAAGAAUGACCGAGCAAAAAGCAAUGAUGUACUGAAUUGUCUUCAGUGUCUAAUGCAAAAAUAAAGGAUCAUGGAAUGAAAUUGACCCACUGCCUCUGGGCUGUAAUGACGAGCUUAGCUGUCCGUUUUUAAAUUGUGUAUUUAUUUUUCUGACCACUCCGUUCUGGUUGGGCUCACCUCUGUAAGAGCUUUUGCAGUCCAGUGAUGGAGCCACGAGGCUGAACUGCUGGAGAGGAGAAACGCACUCGCUGCGGAGCGGGUACGUGUUUUGUGUUGUGAUGUAAAAACCCCACCUAAAUGGGCCAAAGACGUUUUCCCUCUGAAAAGCAAGCAGAAAUGAGAAGAGAGAGGCAAAAGGGAGCUCCAGCCACCACAGUGACAAAAGGCCCUUGUUUGUCUAUGGUAUGUCAUCAAGGAGGUAGGUAGGGGGGUGCAGGAUACAGCUCCUCUGCUCAGCCAGCCAGUGCAGCUUCCACUCAGCCAGGGCCACUGGAAUCAUACACUGUUGACCACUGACCCGUCUGUAGUAUGACUCACAAGCGAAUUUGAGUGCAGAUGUGCUGGCCCUCAAAGGUUUUGGGGCUUCUCUCUCAGGUUUUAAAUGUUUCAAAUGUAAUCAUUGCUCAUGUGCAGUUGUCAAUGCAAUUUUAUAUUCCUUAAAAGGGGGAAGAGUGGGUUUUUCCUGUACGUGUCGAAAGGAGGAGGUAAGAGUAACAUGUGUUUCGUUUAGUUUGGAACAAGCCAUAGUCUUAACGAAACUGCGGUCUGAAUUUGUUAUCCUGGACUGGCCUUUGCAUGUAAAUACAAUAUGCUCUUUGGGAUGUAAAUCUUAGAAAUGCAGUAUGGAUGUUAUCAUGAAUAAAAACAUUAAUCCCAGUCUA